ACACACACCGAACACAAACACACACACACACACACACACACACACACACACACACACACACACACACACAGCCUUUGCGGAAGCCAGAGGAGCCGAGGCGGCGCUAAAUUAAAUUAGCAUACUAACUAUUUAGCAGUGCGCGGAUGUGGAUGGACGGGUGAACGGAGCUGCAGCACGAACACACAGCUUCCACAGACGAACACACCGCCGGUCCGGGCUCAUUUUGUCUGGAUCUUGCUGCAGUCCGCCUGCCGAGGAGAUGGGGGACAAGGCGGGCACCAGAGUUUUCAAGAAGUCGAGCCCCAACUGUAAGGUGACAGUUUAUCUUGGAAAGAGAGACUUUGUGGAUCACCUGGACCAUGUGGACCCUGUGGAUGGAGUGAUCCUGGUCGACCCCGAGUAUCUGAAGGACAGAAAAGUCUUUGUCACUCUCACCUGUGCAUUUCGUUACGGCCGUGAGGACCUGGACGUGCUCGGUCUGUCCUUCAGGAAGGACCUCUACAUCUCCACCUUCCAGGCGUUCCCUCCGGUUCCUGAGGAGCGUAAACCCAACAGCAGGUUGCAGGAGAGGCUGCUGAAGAAACUGGGCCAACAUGCGCACCCUUUUUACUUCACUAUUCCUCAGAACCUCCCGUGUUCAGUCACUUUACAGCCCGGCCCAGAGGACACUGGGAAGGCCUGCGGUGUCGACUUUGAGAUCAGAGCUUUCUGUGCCAAGUCGAUAGAAGAGAAGAUUCACAAGAGAAACUCAGUGCGUCUGGUGAUCAGGAAGGUUCAGUACGCUCCAGAGAAACCCGGUCCUCAGCCCAUGGUGGAGACGACCCGAAACUUCCUGAUGUCUGACAGAUCCCUACACCUGGAGGCGUCUCUGGACAAAGAGCUGUAUUAUCACGGAGAGCCCAUCAGCGUCAACGUUCACGUCACCAACAACUCCACCAAGACGGUCAAAAGAGUCAAGAUCUCAGUGCGUCAGUAUGCAGACAUCUGCCUGUUCAGCACUGCCCAGUACAAAUGUCCAGUGGCCCAACAGGAGGCAGAUGACCAGGUGUCGUCCAGUUCCACCUUCUGUAAGGUCUACACUCUGACCCCGACGCUCGACAAGAACCGAGAGAAGAGAGGACUCGCUCUCGAUGGAAAACUCAAACACGAAGACACCAACCUGGCCUCUUCAACCAUAGUGAAGGAUGUCACCAACAAGGAGGUCCUGGGGAUCCUGGUGUCCUACAGAGUCAAAGUGAAGCUGGUGGUCUCACGUGGAGCGCUGCUGAGAGGCGUGAUGGAGAGAGACGUGUCGGUGGAGCUGCCCUUCAUCUUAAUGCAUCCUAAACCUGUGGAGCUGCCCGUGUCCCGCCCACAGUCAGCUGUGCCAGAGAUGGACCCCCCCAUCGACACCAAUUUGAUAGAAUUCGACACAAACAGCAUCUCCCAGGACGACGACUUUGUCUUCGAGGACUUCGCCCGCCUGCGGCUCAAAGGCGCAGUGGACGACAAAGACGAGGACUGCUAGGAGCUCGCCGGCCUCUUCAUACGCUCGCUUCGAAGCCACCACACACACACACACACACACACACACACACACACACACACACAUGCACACACACAUGCACACACACACACACACUGUUCACCUUACAUUCCCCGGUGGAGGGGGUGGAUGAGGGCACGUUUGGACGGAGGCCUCGUGGGGGCGUCGGUGGUGUUCUUCCUCUGUCGCUUCAGUCAUUCGUCAUGCCGCCGCCAUUUUUCGCCGCCAUCCGUCUGUCUGUUUCUCUUCUCUUUUUUUUUUUUUUUGCUGAAAAACUUGUAAUGUGGAGCAGCUGCUGGAUGGACGAUGGCGUGUGGAUGGAAUCGUCAAGUGAAGGCAAAAUCUGAUCGGCUGAGAGAAAUAAGAGAGAAAAAAAAAAAAAGACGUGCAAGAAGCGUAGGAAGUAUUUUGAAAUGUUUUUUUGAAUGUCGACCGUUUCACCAUCUUGUACAAACAGAAUAUAUAUUUGAAACAUAGAAAAAAUAAUCUUCUACGAGCUGUCAGGUCUAUGUUCAGUGGUGAUCGCCCUUUUUCCUUUGAUUACAAACUGUCGACGCUUUUACAUCCAGGCUGCGAGGGGAGGACACACAAACCAACAACACACACACACACACACACACACACACACACACACACACACACACACACACACACACACACACACACUCUUAGACAGGCGACUUGAUUUCACCAGCAUCCAAUCACCCGCUCUCAUCACUCUGAACCCUGUCGUCCGGUUUCUAAACGGUCACGUCUAUCGGCUGCAUGCUUCUCUGUUCUGCAUUCAAGUCUCUCUUUUUCUGAACUUUUCCAGCGUUGAUCUCGUUUUUCAAAUUGAUUUCAAACACGUUCUAUCAUUCUGAAGUUCAUUUACAAACAUCAGUCAUCACAUUUCAUCCAAACAAAAGAAACUACCUAUAAGAAUCCACCUCUUAAUACUUCCUGUUUAGCAAACUGGAUCCUACUGGAAACACAAACCUUCUUCUCAAGUUAUUCAGUUUAAUGUUUGAAACUUUUCAACUUUUGAACCGGAUUAAAAAAAAAAAAAAGUUCAAAUAAUAAGAUGCUGUUUGUGACAGAAGCUGGAAUAAAUGUGGAUCUGCCUUUAGGCUAUGGUUGUCAACAUUUUCGUUACUUUUUGAUACGAUGUGUUUUAAAACCAAACAAUCUCCCUCAGAAAGAGCUGAAGCCUUAAAGCCUGCAGAGCUUCAGUCAUAGUUUAGACCAGAAGAGAGAGAGAGAGAGCGCUGAGUAAAUUGCACAAAUAUGUUGGCAACUACCUGGCUGCUUAACGUUGCCUACUGUAGUUCAUAGUUUAAAGCGAACAUAUAUCGUCUGUAAUGACCAAACGAGGGAAUAAAAUGCAUUAAAACAGUUUUCACAGUUAGUGGAAUUGCGUGAGUGUAAACUGAACUGCUGUAUUGUACGGCACAGAGACUUUCAACACAGACGUUUUCAGUUUGAACGUUUGAUCUGUUGACAGAGAAGUCUACAAAAUAUCACCAAUCACACACUUUUGGUUGUUGCAGCAGGUUUAAAAAUGUGUUCCAUUCUGCGCUCUGCUGUUUCUCAGGCUCUCUCAGCUCUACAUGUUGAUUCCUUACUGGUCACAUUUACUUGUUUCUUUCAUACACGCCUGGUUUCAACCAGCCUGAGGUGAACACUUUAUUUCACACAGUUAGAAUGUAAAGAUGUCACCUCUUCUUCUUUAAUUUAAGUAUUUAAAUGACACCUCUUGUGUAGAAACAUGAAUAUCAAGUAAAUGAUCUUCUUUAGAUUCUUUACAACAUGAGCACAAACUGAUCACGCUGGAAUCGUUUUUUAAUGAACUCAAACUUUAGACCUGUGUUGGAGCGCGAGGCUUUGACCUGUCAGGUCUUCUCCUCAGCCCGUCAUGCUUCAGUUUACACGUCAACAACAGCUAGAAUAGAUUUUUUUGAAUUCUCUUUGGAAACUGAAUGAGUUCUUUACUUUUCACUGAGCUGGGUGUGACUCCUCCUCCUGCAGGUUUAAACCUCCAAACUGUCGACUGUUCACGGGGAACACUGGUGUGUAUUUUAGUUCCUAAUCAAUCAUCUCGCUGUUAAAAAUCUCACCAUCCACUAAUUCAUCCAAACACACUCUGAAAUGAUGUGCACAGAAACAUGUAGGGUUUCUUUUUUUUUACAAUAAGUUCAGUCUCGUUUUGUUCUGUAAACUUCAUCGUGCCUUCUACAUCUCUGUUGCCAAUAAGAAAGUCCUUCAAUCAUCACUCUUCUUUUGUGUUUUUGUGACUGGAGCACAAAACUUCGAUUUAGUUUGUUACUUUAUUUUCUGAGCUGAAACAGGAAAUACGUUUAAGUUCUAUAAAGGCUAAACUGGAAGUUUAAAAAGACAGUUCACUGUUUCUAUUCCCAUCUCAGUACAUUCUUAAUGUAAUUAUAAGGUGGAGCGCAGAUCUUUUGACAAUUGCAGGAAAGGAAAAAAAAUCCCUCAAAAUGAAGGCGGUAAAGAAUUAAUGAAAUGUAAAAGUAUGAAAGGGCUUAGUUGAAGAUUCAGACUCGCUCCAUGAAAGUGUUUUUCUAAAACCUUAUUUCAAUAAACAAUGACUUUCAUCAAAGAGCAUUAUGAAUAAAAAAAAAGAUGUCUCCAGAUUGAGUACACUUCAGGAGCAGUCAUCAUUUGCUUAUUUGUUUUUAGUUUUUUGCCUUUUAGUGACUUUUCUUUUUCUUUAUUUACAGUUUACAUUUCUAUUCUGCCAAGUUUUACAAACGAGUUGCUCACUAGUUUUACAAACUCAAACCUAAAACAAUUGCUUUUUCAUGAAUUGUCAUUUUAUUUGCACAUUUCCGAGGAGGAUUACGAGGAUAAGACUUUUUCCUCUCUUGUGCACAACGUUGCACAGUCCAUGCUGUUCCACAAAGUUUUGUUUUCAUGUCGAAGUGAAAUGAUUUCCCUCAUCAAAUUCCUCAAAACCAUUCCUGAAAUCUUCAACCUUCCAGUCAUAAAAUAAAAAAACCUUUUCUAGUUUUCAGAUCUCUAACUUACUUCAAAAUUUGAAUUUGUUUCUUGAGAAAGUAAUCGGAUUCAUAUUUCCUACAACAGUAACCCUACCCUAACUAUUGUCAGUCUGUCUUUCAAUCUGCCUUUUCUUUUCAUGACAGUGCUUUGGUUAAGUAUUGUAUAAACUUAAACAUUUAUAAGUUUAUUCUUGUAUGAGAGCUUUUUUUUUGUUUUAGAAUUAUUGGGCUUUUCUUGUAAAAUGAUGACUUUGUUCUCAAAGUUUCAUCUCAUUAAUUUAUUUCUGCCUUCUGACAAACUAAAACACAUAUUCUACAAUCGACCAAAUUGAAGAUGAACAAAGUGCCAAUAAGAAAGAGAAAAAAAACAAACAGCCAAAGCAGGAAAGAAGAGAGUUGAUUCAAACAAAGUGAACAGCACCAGUGUUUCCCGUCAGAUCCACUACAUCAUCACCACCACCACCACCUCCUCCUCGUCCUCGUCCUCGUCCUCCUCCUCCUCUUCAUCGUUUUAUUUUCUUCAUCCGACCUCAGACAUGUGAAGGACUUCAUCAGCUCGCCUUUCAUUGUCCUCUACUCGCUCUUUUUCUCCGUUUUCAUGCAUAAAAACUCAUAAACGGUUUAGAGGAGCUCCGGGCGUAGUAGUCAUAUCUUUCUCUUUGAAAACUUUUGUGUUGGUUUUCCCCCUAAGAAACAAAAAAAUGCACGGAUCAACAUUUCACACGACAUGUGAGCACUGCACUUUCAUUGGACGAAACAAACCCACAGAACUGCAGUUAUUGUUGUUUUUGCUCAUUUCAGGAGACAAAGAAGAAGAAUGUUUUUUUUUGUUUGUUUUUUUUUAAUGCUUGGCCAUUUUAUGACAUUUUUUUGUUGUGUUUUUGUCAAGUUUUUUAAACUUCACAUAAACCUUCAAACUUUUUUUUUUCUUUUUUUAUCUAAAAACUGCCAAACUCCCCUCCCUUCGUCCUUCGCUCCGUCACCCAGAAGGGAAGAAGAAGAAACAAACUCAGAGCAUGUUUGAAACUCUUUGAUUUCUUUUGAUUUUGUUUCCAAGCAGUGCUGUGAAUCGUACGAGCUGUGAUUCUGUCCUUAUUUUGUCGUGCAUAUGUGGGGUAAUUUGCUAAGUGUGAAAUUAUUUUGACAAGUGCCACGCCCCGGCCUGUGCGAUGCUUACCGUAAUGUCUAUAAAAAACAGGCAGUGAUUUCUGCUGGUGGCACCGACACCAGAAAAGAUAGAGUUCUGAUUAUUAUGCUUCUGAUUAUUAUUAUUAUUAUUAUUAUUAUGGUGACUAUUAUUACUUCUACUGUAUCAUCAUUGCGACCAUGAUUAUUCUCAUAAUCAUUUAAGAGUCUGUUGUUUUGCCAUGUAUUUUUUAUUUUGAGAUUUUUAUUUUAGUUUUCUUUUUAUUAUUAAAGGCAAAAUGAACUAACA
This is a messenger RNA of Labrus mixtus (cuckoo wrasse), 5959 nucleotides long. RefSeq names its product arrestin red cell. Gene Ontology annotation, molecular function: angiotensin receptor binding. The transcript is spliced from 17 exons. Lineage: Eukaryota; Metazoa; Chordata; Actinopteri; Labriformes; Labridae. Gene Ontology annotation, biological process: positive regulation of ERK1 and ERK2 cascade; signal transduction; G protein-coupled receptor internalization. Gene Ontology annotation, cellular component: cytoplasm. The record is from RefSeq and is a predicted model, not a curated record. Bases 260 to 1507 code for a protein of 415 amino acids.